Molecule: messenger RNA, 1887 nt
Organism: Epinephelus fuscoguttatus (brown-marbled grouper)
Lineage: Eukaryota; Metazoa; Chordata; Actinopteri; Perciformes; Serranidae
Gene: tti2
Product: TELO2 interacting protein 2
Exons: 11
Coding region: 87-1643 (518 amino acids)
Cellular component (GO): centrosome; cytosol; nucleoplasm
Source: RefSeq, a predicted model, not a curated record
GUAAAACUUCCGGAAGUUUCAGUGUGUUUGCCGCGAAUGUGACGAAGGGAAGAUGUUCAUGAAGUAAAAUCUGUUGUUUGUUGUCGAUGGAAGAAACAUCAGCUGCUCGUAUGGAGCUUUCAUCUUUACUUCAUGACCUUCAUCUCACCUCCUCCUCCCCCUCAGAGAAGCCCCUCCCUUCUCCCUCCCUUCCUCCAAUCACAGAGCUCCUCUCUCGGCUGCAGGAGAAGCUGAUUGGUUCGUCCUCCGACUCUGAAACGAGCUCCCUGAUUGGUCGUGUUGAGCGUUUCUUCCAAGCAGCAGAUCCCCAUUGGCUGUUCUCAGCCAGUCAGGAUGAUGGGUGGGCGGAGCUUCAGGUGGUGUACAGCUCUCUGGUCCGUGCUCUGAUUGGCUGUGCAGCUCUGCCGCUCUGUGAGGACGACUGCGGCUCUCUGCUGGCCGCAGCCUAUCAGAGCGUCCCAAGCAGAGCUGGAGCAGUAUGCUCCGCCCUCACAGCGCUGCUGGGAACUCUGGGAAACAGCAGUCAGACUGGUGUGCUGCUGGCUGUGGCCCCGCCCAUCUGUGUGUUCUCUGUCACUCAUUUCCAGGUUCAGCCGUGGACCAGCUCCUCCUCCAGAGCGGCGGCUCAGAGCCUGCAGGAGGCGCUGCUGAGGGCAGGGGGCUGGAGAGACUCGGCCCACCUCCUGAUGGGGGACAGGAGUCAGGAGGAGGAGGAGGGAGGGAGGAGCAGAGGAAUUCUGGGAGGAGUCCUGGACGUCCUGCAGCCUCAGCUGACAAAGGAGUCGUGGCAGCGCUGUGAAGCAGUGAAGUUGGUGUUUGCGUGGACGCUCCUGCAGGUGACUCGUCCCUCUGUGUCCCCUCACCUGUCCCACCUCCUCCCCCCCUCACUCCUCCUCAAUGACCACUACAGACCAGAGAACUGCAUGCUGGGAGUUCGCUGUCUGCACCACAUCGUGCUCAACACGCCUGCUGCAGACCUGCGUCAGUUCAACAGAGCAGAAGUUCUCUACCAGGCCUUAUUCAAACACCUGUACACUACAGAGGCUGCUGUCAUCCAGUCUGUCCUGUCCUGUUUGUUGGACCUGUUGUUGGUUUUGGAGAAGCCCCCCUCGUCUCUUGCCCCCUCCUCCUCCUGCAGGAAGCCCUGUCGUCAUGACGAUGUGCUGCGUCUGGUCCUGACUCACAUGGAGGCGGAGCACAAGGUGGCGCUGCGACACGUCUACGCCGCCGCUCUCCCUCCGUACAUCGACAGGAUGGGCGUGGCGGUGUGCAGACACCUGCGGCGGCUGGAGCGGGUGGUGCUGGGAUACCUGGAGGUCAGAGACCCACCUGAGGAGACGAGUCGACUCAAGAUCCUGGAGGUCCUGGAGAAAACCAUCAGAGCAGCAUGGCCACGGAUGGAGUGUCGAGUUGGGGUGUUGCUGCGUUGCCUGUUGAAGUUGCUGGUUGACGUGUCCUCAGACUCUGAGCUCAGUGACUCAGUGAGACAGAAGCUGAUGAAUCAAACAUCUCUCUGCCUCAAACUGCUGGACGCCUGUUGUCAUGGAGACCUGCAGCCUCUCCUCCAGCAGGUUGACAGCAGCUGCUGCAGCUCCGAGGUGCUCAGUUGCCUAGCGACAGUCACUGUGACGACAGAGAGGUGACGCAGCAGCAGCACACCUGUAACACCUGAGAGUCUGACUGUGAGAUGCACUGAGAGCAGAGCUGCUGCUUCCUGACAGACAGGACUGAGGGCUGAGAGCACAGGAACAGCAGCGAGUCCAGCUGGUCCAGUCUGUGCUUCAGUCCCAGUAAACUCUCCUCGGCCUCCAGUCGUCUCACCUUCAGAUUCUCCUGCUGGUUCCACAAACUGCAGCGAAGACGAGCCUCAACGAGCAACAACACACA